This is a messenger RNA of Drosophila nasuta, 512 nucleotides long. RefSeq names its product cuticle protein 16.5-like. The record is from RefSeq and is a predicted model, not a curated record. Lineage: Eukaryota; Metazoa; Arthropoda; Insecta; Diptera; Drosophilidae. Bases 111 to 512 code for a protein of 133 amino acids. The transcript is spliced from 3 exons.
CACAACUGAAUGAAGACUAUUUUGGGUAUAAAUACUUGACAAUUGUUCAAGUUGGACAUCAAUCAGUUCACAGUUUCAACUAGAAGCAACACAUUAAAUCAAUCCUCAACAUGUUCAAAUACGCUGUUGUCAUCCUCGCCGUCAUCGCUUGCGCUGCUGCCAAGCCUGGAGUUCUUCUCAGCCAGCCAUUGGCUUAUGCUGCUCCAGCUGCCGUUGUUGCUCCAUUGGCUUAUGCUGCUCCAGCUGCAGUUGUGGCUGCUCCUGCUCCAUAUGUGACUGCCACCAGCAGCCAAGUGAUUGCCCGCAACUACAAUGGAAUCGCAGCUGCUCCAGUGAUUGCUCCAGUUGCUACUCCAUUGGCUGCUCCAGUCAUUGCCAAGUACGCUGCUGCUCCUCUGGCUGCUCCUCUGGCAUACAGCUCUCCAUUGGCUGCCCCUCUUGCGUACAGCGCUCCAUUGACUGCACCCCUGGCGUAUUCCGCCCACCACGUUGCUGCCCCAGUUCUGUUGUAA